This is a messenger RNA of Helobdella robusta, 1003 nucleotides long. RefSeq lists its product as hypothetical. The record is from RefSeq and is a predicted model, not a curated record. The transcript is spliced from 6 exons. The coding region runs from base 49 to 744 and encodes 231 amino acids. NCBI's taxonomy places the organism in Eukaryota, Metazoa, Annelida, Clitellata, Rhynchobdellida, Glossiphoniidae.
GUUCCAAAUAAGAAGAAUCUCUUAAGAGUUAUCUGAAGAUAGAUCAAAAUGUACACCCCAACAAAGAUGAAAAACAUUCUGAUGAUGACGUGGCUGAUGGUGAUGACGUCAUAUAUGCUCGUGACGCUUGCCAGCUUCGAUGACGUCGAGAGUGGCCUCAAAGUCGGCUACCACAAAUACCAAAAGAGAUUCAUCAAGACCCUGAAAGACUUAGAACAGGGCAAAGGGGAGAGGUUAAGUUACGGCUGGGGUAAGCGAAGCGGCCACAACAGCCACAACAACAGGAAUGUUGAUAACAUCAACAACAACAACAAAAAUAACCACAACGGCAACAACAUUAGAAAGAAAACUGAUGACGUAGAAGGCACUUAUAAUGUUGUUGACGAUUUCGAGAAUGGCGAAAUUUUCAGUGAUGGUCUCGAGUUAUCGGAUCUUCAAGAAAUCGUUGACAACUACAAGAACAAGUUCAGAAACAUCAACAAAAACGAGAAUUUUGGCAAAAUUAAUAACAACGACAAGUCUUUUAAUGUUGCCGACAACAACAGCAACAACAGCAACAACAACAAUGAUGACGACAAUAAAGUCCUGUUGCCGAGAUCAAACGGCAGGUUCAAGAAACUGUUCAACAAGUUGCAACAAAAACCGAUGACGUCAUCCUCAAAUUUUCCAUCAUCGUCGUCAUCAUCAGCAUCCUAUGCUCACCCCCUUUCCGUCGAGAUGGAAUAUGACGGGCUGGCCUAUUGACGCAGAUGAUGUCGCUGAACGUGGAGACACACAUCCAUCAAAUUUGGACAAAUGAAAUUUUUUAUUUUUUGCCAAUUUCCAAUAUAAAACUUAAAAAAUAGAUUAUAUUAAUUAAUUAAUUACGUCGUUACAGUUAUGAUGACGUCAUUCAUUAAGACGAUGAGGAUCGUGACGUCAUAAUCAUCUUUAUGUGAUUUACGAUGUUUAAAACGAGAAGAUGUUUAAUUUUUGUCAAUAAUAAAAUGUAAUUAACUCUUAA